Messenger RNA from Suillus clintonianus, 1929 nucleotides. RefSeq lists its product as uncharacterized. The coding region runs from base 438 to 1475 and encodes 345 amino acids. The record is from RefSeq and is a predicted model, not a curated record. The transcript has 5 exons. Lineage: Eukaryota; Fungi; Basidiomycota; Agaricomycetes; Boletales; Suillaceae.
AUAUAAUGCUGCUCCUCUUCCUUGAUGGCCGGGCAGCAUGCUACUUGCCCUCGCAAUGUCUACAGCUUCUUACGAGCUGCGAGGUCGUCGGCGUCGGCGUCUAUGGUACAUCAGAAGAUCAGCAACAGAUGACUCUUGAUGCUCCACUACAACUGUGCCACUCGAAGAUGGGUCGGGAACGUGUAGAGACUGCAUGCAGUGUCAUAGGCGGCGAGUCGAUCGUCGAUCGUGUUGAUAUGACUGUAUUGUAUGUGUCUUUCGGUCGCGCAGCAAAUUGCAAUGCUACUGAUGCACGAUACUUCCCUUGCGCUUGUCAUGCUGCAAACACCAGGAAAGCUUGCUGUCAGGGCCUCAUUGAUGCCCGCCAGCAGGUUAAAUACCCAUAGUGAGCAGGACAUACAAACCGCAAUAUCUCCACCCCAAAGUGACAUCCAAUAAUGCGCUUACUUCUAUGCAUGAUCCUCUACCUCGUUGGAGUGGUCCAAGCCGCACCUACUACCAAUGCAACUACUACCAGCGAGUAUUUUGAAACACCAUCAUUCACGAAUAGAACCCUGUGGAACAUCAUUUCGAGCUCCGUUCUCACUCUUUUCGCAUGUAUAUAUAGCGCUAUCCAUCCAAAUAUCCCGAGUCCUAAGGACAGCCCAUUUCGUAUCCUACGGAGGCGACUUGGCACCAUGAUAGUGGCACUAAUUGCUCCUGAACUGGUCGUAGUGUGGGCUAUGCGCCAGUGGAUCAGCGCUCGUAAUGUUACGAAACAGUUCAAGGAAUCAGGGUGUUUCAAUGUUCCUCGGCCGCAGAAUCAAUCUGAAAAUCAUGAGUUGGCUGAAGUGCCUGCGGAGCAAGUUGCUGCUUCUGAAGAUCAUGAUAGAGCCCGGCUUCUCGAUGCGCCUUCUGAAGGAACCGUCUGUACUGGUGUUUCUUCGGCAGUUCAUAUUACUCCAGUGUCCGCUUCAAGAUAUGGGGGAACUCGUCUUCUUGCGAAGCCAGUCAAAAAGUUAUUUCAAGCUUACUUUUCAGUUCAAUCCGAAGAUUACGCGUGGACUCAGACCCACAGCUUCUUUGUGCUGAUGGGCGGCUUUAUGCUUUAUGUAGAUGGGGAACCCUACAGUACACUACUGCCUGACGAGGUUCUCAACAUGAUACGUAAAGGGUUUAUUGAUGCCCCUACCCUAACGGCAAAGCAGAUCUGCGACAAGAGCAAAGGCAAUGUGAUAUCGAAAGGAUUGAUCAUCCUUCAGGUAGCCUGGUUCAUCCUGCAGCUCAUCACCCGCGCGAUUUAUCACCUCGAAACCACCCAGCUGGAAACAGGGACGCUCGCCUUUGCGGUUCUCAAUUUCCUGACCUAUGCUCUGUGGUGGAAUAAGCCUCUCGAUGUGCAGUGUCCAUAUCCGGUGUUUUGGAAGUCGACCGAGUCAAAACCAAAGAGGGACACUAGUGUUGACUACUAUGAUGAUAAUGGAGAGGAUGCAUAGGCUCCGAGUUCCUACAUUUGAUGGCAGCCUUGAAGUACGUGGAUGGGACAAGUGGAUACUUAUAUUUGCCGGGAUUCUGAUGGUCCAACUUCGACUGUUGGAUUAACGAAGGCGAUCUAACGCGAAGGCUCAGUAGGUUGGGCUGAGUCCGAGCUUUUAGCUCGGGCUGGACGCUGAAGGAUUGAUCCGCUUACCCUAAUGCUGGUGAGCUCCGACCGCGGCUGACUUCAGCGGCCAAACCCAACCGAGCGAGCUAGCUCAUGCGUGGGAUGUGUGAUUGCUUGCUAGGCCGCCCAGGUGCUGCGCUCUGGAGUUCGAACCACACUUUUUACAAUCUGCCGCAAAACUGCUCAAUACUAAUGUUAUGAUUCGGAGUGUGUUGUCCGACGGUCCGAGGCCGAUACAGACAGAUUGGCCUGACAUGCAAAUUUAAGUGAAAAAAACAAACAUACUU